Messenger RNA from Neltuma alba, 1389 nucleotides. Its product is annotated as coatomer subunit beta'-3-like. NCBI's taxonomy places the organism in Eukaryota, Viridiplantae, Streptophyta, Magnoliopsida, Fabales, Fabaceae. The transcript has 11 exons. Gene Ontology annotation, cellular component: COPI vesicle coat. Gene Ontology annotation, molecular function: protein binding. The record is from RefSeq and is a predicted model, not a curated record. Bases 14 to 955 code for a protein of 313 amino acids. Gene Ontology annotation, biological process: retrograde vesicle-mediated transport, Golgi to endoplasmic reticulum; endoplasmic reticulum to Golgi vesicle-mediated transport; intracellular protein transport.
CUCCUGCUUGAAAAUGGCUUUCUCCCUUCAAAUUGAGAAUGAAUUUGUUCAGAACUCAGAGAGAGUGAAGUCUGUUGAUCUGCAUCCAACUGAGCCAAGGAUUCUAGUGGGUUUGUAUUCAGGAACAAUUUCCAUUUGGAACUACAAUACCAAGACUGAAGAAAAGUCUUUCAAGAUUUUGAAUUCUGCAGUGAGAUCAGCCAAGUUCAUAGCUCGAGAAAACUGGAUUGUAGCCGCAACCGACGACAAAUUUAUCCGUGUUUACAAUUACAAAAACACAGAGAAGGUGACAGAGUUUGAGGCUCACAAAGAUUUCAUAAGGAGUUUGGCUGUACAUCCUACACUGCCAUGUGUUAUAUCAGCUUCUGAUGAUCAAGUUCUUAAGGUUUGGGAUUGGACUAAUGGUUGGUCAAGUGUUCAAAACUUUGAAGGUCAUUCUCAUUAUGUGAUGCAAAUUGCAUUAAAUCCAAAUGAUGAAUCUUCCUUUGCAAGUGCUUCCCUUGAUGGAACUAUAAAGAUUUGGAAUCUAAGCUCCUCAGCUGCAAAAUUUACCUUGGAGGGACACUUAAAAGGGGUGAAUUGUGUUGAGUAUUUCUCAAGAAAUGGCAAGCAAUAUUUGUUGAGUGGUUCUGAUGAUUACACUGCUAAGGUUUGGGAUUAUCAUAAUACUGAAAACGUUGUACAAACAUUGGAAGGACAUAAAAACAAUGUUACAGCAAUCUGUGCCCAUCCUGAGUUUCCUAUAAUAGUCACAGCUUCAGAGGAUAACACUGUUAAAAUAUGGGAUGCUGUCACUUAUAGGCUUCAAACCACGUUGAACUUUGAUCUAGAGAGAGUAUGGAGUAUUGGAUAUAAGAAAGGAUCACAUCGGCUUGCUUUCGGUUGUGACAAAGGAUUCAUCAUAGUGAAGAUUGAUUGGUCUUCUCAACACCUUCAUGCUGCCAAACGAGACUAGAACGAAAAAAUCACUUGAGACUUUCAGCCAAAGACUAUAAGAAAACAAAUUAAUUUGGAUCAUUUGAAGUACACUUAGUAAAGUAUACAAAGCCAGGUAUAAAGAGGUGGGCUCCACUUCCAUGAGACCCACAUUAUUAAAAAGUGAGGCCAACUUUUUGGCAUCUAUCUUUCUUUUCACUUCAGGUGAAACACAUUUUAGUGUGUUUAACUAUAAAAAUAAAUAAACUUUCUUAUAUAAUAACUAGGAUGUAAUCUUUAAGGAAUGCUUUUUUUUUUUUUGAUGUACUUAUUCAUAGUUGGAGCACAUUGUGCUUGUGAGGUGCUAUUCAUAAGUUAUUUUAUUUCAUGUAUUCCAUUCGAUAACGUGUUUACGUUGUAAUGUGCGGUGAUAUAUAGUGUUUAAUUACUUAAUAAACAUUCUUUUAUCAGAAA